Molecule: messenger RNA, 757 nt
Organism: Gossypium raimondii (Peruvian cotton)
Lineage: Eukaryota; Viridiplantae; Streptophyta; Magnoliopsida; Malvales; Malvaceae
Product: protein NOI4
Exons: 3
Coding region: 192-419 (75 amino acids)
Source: RefSeq, a predicted model, not a curated record
UUUUUUCUUCUUUUCCCAUAUAAAAAGGUUAAAUACCCAUAGAGCCCACUUUCCUUUCUUUCUCUCUCUUUCAUUAGAAAGAAAACCAAAGAUCAUCAAAGGAGAAGAGGAGGAGAGGAGAGGGGCAACCUUAAAUACCGUACCCCAGCAACUCUCUCCAUCGCAAACAAAUCUCUCUUUUUCAAUCUACCAUGGCGGAUAAGGGUCGACCAUUGCCAAAAUUUGGUGAAUGGGAUGUCAAUGACCCAUCAUCAGCUGAGGGCUUUACAGUUAUCUUCAACAAGGCUCGAAAUGAGAAAAAGACGGGUGGAAAGAUUGAGUCGCCAGGGGCCAAUGACCCUGCAUGCAAGCAAGAGGCUGUCGCUGCAAAGCCACAAAAAAAAUGGUUAUGCUGCGUACAAGCUACUCAUGCAGACUAAAGAGAUGGCUCUUACGUUGUUAAGAGCUACCAAGAGAGUAUAUUAUUAUAUAUCUACAUAAAGCCCUUACCCCCUUUCAAAACAAUCCAGAAGACCGGAGCCCGUAUCGGAAGCUAUGAUGGGUCAUGAUGGAAUCGUUUUUGUUUGCAACAAACUCGGGCUCAGGGAUGAGAAAAUAAUGUUGUUUUUAUGUUUAUGUGAUGCUGGUAGCUUGUUAUUGCAGUUUUUGAUGCCUUGUCCAUAUAUAUAUUAUGUCAUGUGUUGAACACUUUUGUUUAUGACAUUUAUAUGCUAUAUGAUAGCUUUAUAUUAUAUUAUAUGAAACCCUUUCAAUUUUA